This is a messenger RNA of Coregonus sp. 'balchen', 4487 nucleotides long. The record is from the annotation of a GenBank genome assembly. NCBI's taxonomy places the organism in Eukaryota, Metazoa, Chordata, Actinopteri, Salmoniformes, Salmonidae.
GGACUGACCCUAUACCACCUUCUAUAACCAACCACAGAGCCAAGAUGAGAGUCGAGGUGCCCAUAUUCCUCUUUCUGGCCGCAACAGGAUUCCAUGCUGGUAUGAUAAUUGUGUGGUUUAUAUUCUUAAUGUCAUAACAUCUCCAAUAUAUUUUGGUUUAAAUAUCCGUCAGUUGUGGCAUUUGAUGAAGCAUUGUACCAAGAUGAAUGCUGUUUCAUGUUGUAUUGUGCAAUGGUAAUGUAAAUAUGGCCUUUAGCCUAUUUUUAUGUGAUUGGGUUUCUAUUGAAUCCUUACAUUUGAUGGAUAACAUGGCCUGAGAAAAAUAUGAGUUGGUGAGAUAUAAUCACAUAUAAUUUGUGUUGGAUAAUAUAAUAUUCAAAUUUGAUAAUAAAUUGCCUUCUGACAUCCCCAGUUCUCGCUGCAUCCCUGGAAUUGGCAGAAAAAGAGGACACAUUUGCUGAGGAUGGUAAGAAAGCCCAUUAUGGAUGAUGAUAAUGAUGAUGAUAAUGAUGAUAAUGAUGAUGAUGUUGAGUGCAUUCCUGGCAACUCAUAUAGGUUUUUCACUUUUUCCAGUGGGGCUGGAGCAGCUAAGUGACCUGCAAAAGAGAGGUACAAUUAUCAAUAUCUCAGAGAUGCUUAUAAAGGAGCUUCUGCUCCAUGCACAGCUACUGCCUUAUCGUUAACAGCUGCAAUGAAUUUGACUGAAUUUAUCUAACUCAACUGGAUUUUUUUGAUGUACUCAAGGGCACAAAUGGCUCGUAGUGCUAAAGUUUGCAUUAAGCAAAAUAAAUUCCCUCCCUUUCUCUGUCCUCAGAUCAGGAGCAGUUCGAAGCAGCUCAAAUGAAUGGUAAGACAGUGACACAAGCAAUGAUUCAAGUCUAUGACCUGUCUGAAAUUGUCUCGCCAUAUAAUUUGUUUUCAUUUUAAUUAACACGAUGAAGGAACAAUCAUUUCCAUAUUUCCUUCCAUCUACAGAGGAUGCACAUAGUGAGGAUGUACGCUACUUGGGUAAGGGAAUCCUACCCUUAUAAAAACAAAUAAGGGGACAUCAGAGCCAUUGUCUGUGUUUUUGUGCAUUUGGCCUAUUGAUAGUGAAAUAAUACGAUUUGACUUCUUGUUUUCCUUUAACAAAUGUUAUUUUUCAUAUGUCUACUGUAGAGGCUGUUCAAGAUGAAAAUACUGGUAAGGACUGUAGUCUGCUGUAGGCAUGUGCAUACUUAUUAAUCAACAAUAUUUAUAUUUUUAUAUUAUCUUUAUCUUUUAACUCUGCAUUGUUGGAAAAGGACUUGUAAAUAAGCAUUUCACUGUUAGUCGACACCUGUUGUUUACGAAGCAUGUGACAAAUAAAAAUGUAUUUACAAUACGUUUUUGAAAAUGUAGGCCUAUUUUUAAAAUGUUACAGAGGAGAAUGACACUCAGGAGGAGGAGGACAUGGGUACGAGCAUAUUUCACAUGUUGAAAUUACAAAAAAUUGGUUACUGAUGGUCACGUGUUUUUGCUUAGUUUGUUCAGAUUACAUGAUUUUACUCCUUUCGCUUUCCAGCAGACAGAGACAGAGACAGAGACGUUGAAGCAGACGAAGAGGGUAAGGAAAGGUUGAAUGCAUGGUGUUCAAAAACACACCUGUAGAUGGAAAUAAAGUGUUAGAAGACCGACAUGAGGGUAUCAGCAGGAAAUUCAAUGGAUGUAUGAUUAUGCAAUUCAAAAUAUUAUGAUGAUUAUGAAGAUUAUAUAUUUGAGAUUCAUGGAGGUACAUGUAUAAGCCUAACUCUCCCGUUUUCCUACAGAGUCUGAGUCUGAUGAGGAAAUAGAUGGCGAGUAUUUACCUUUUUCAAAAUACACUACAUGACCAAAAGUAUGUGGACACCUGCUCGUUGAACAUCGCAUUCCAAAAUCAUGGGCAUUAAUAUGGAGUUGGUCCCCCCUUUGCUGCUAUAACAGCCUCCACUCUUCUGGAAGACUUUCCACUUGAUGUUGGAACAUUGUUGCGGGGACUUGCUUCCAUUCACCCACAAGAGCAUUACUGAGGUUGGGCACUGAUGUUGGGCGAUUAGGCCUGGCUCGCAGUCAGCGUUCCAAUUUAUCCCGAAGGUGUUCGAUGGGGUUGGAAACACAAAUUCGUCUAGAAUGUCAUUGUAUGCUGUAGCGUUAAGAUUUCCCUGCACUGGAACUAAGGGGCCUAGCCCGCCCCGAACCAUGAAAAAAAGCCCCAGACCAUUAUUCCUCCUCCACCAAACUAUACAGUUGGCACUAUGCAUUCGGGCAGGUAGCGUUCUUCUGCCAUCCGCCAAACCCAGAUUCGUCAGUCGGAUUGCCAGAUGGUGAAGCGUGAUUCAUCACACCAGAGAACGCGUUUCCACUGCUCCAGAGUCCAAUGGCUGCGAACUUUACACCACUCCAGCCGACGCUUGGCAUUGCGCAUGAUGAUCUUAGGCUUGUGUGCAGCUGCUUGGCCAUGGAAACCCAGUUCAUGAAGCUCCCGACAAACAGUUAUUGUGCUGACUUUGCUUCCAGAGGCAGUUGGGAACUUCGUAGUGAGUGUUGCAACUGAGGACUGAUUUUCACUCAGUGGUCCCGUUCUUGUGUGGCCUACCAUUUCGGGGCUGAGCCGUUGUUGCUCCUAGACGUUUCCACUUCACAAUAACAGCACUUACAGUUGACCGGGGCAGUUCUAGCAGGGAAGAAAUUUGACGAACUGACUUGUUGGAAUGGUGGUAUCCUAUGACGGUGCCAUGUUGAAAGUCACUGAGCUCUUCAGUAAGGCCAUUCUACUGCCAAUGUUUGUCUAUGGAGAUUGCAUGGCGGUGUGCUCGAUUUUCAACACCUGUCAGCAACGGGUGUGGUUGAAAUAGCCGAAUCCACUAAUUUGAAGGGGCGUCCACAUACUUUUGUGUAUAUAGUCUUGUUGACUGCCUGUCUUGUUGACUCUGGGAGUAGAAGUUCAUAUACACACACUAUGUUAUAUAAUAUCCCCCUUUUUUCUCUUCACAGAUGAGCUCAUUGAGGACAAAGCCAGAGACAAAGUGAGGACAAAGCCAGAGACAAAGGUGAUCAUUUCUUAAUUUGACCCCUCUAGUGUCCAUGUUCCAUCAAAAUGUGUGUGUGUGUGUGUGUGCCUGCAUGCGUUUGCUCUAGCUGUUGUUGAAGUUAUUUAAUAUUUUCCACUCCUCAUAAAAUGUGAAGAUGCUGGGGUUUGACUUGAUUCAGAUAAGAUUGUGUCCCAAGUGGGAUGAAAUUGACUGUAAAGGAAUGAGCUUCAUCAGUUUACCCUCUAGUUACACUCUACAUUUCCAUCUGAUAAAACUGGAAUCUUACAACACACAGUAAACACAAAUGUACCACAGUUGUAUAAUAGCGUCCUGGCAGUGCAACAUGUUUUUAUUACACUCAUGCGAACAAGUAAUGACAUCUUUGUUGUCCUAAAAACGGUGCUUUGUAGUGAGCACAUCAACAUCAUAUGUUGAAUAAUAGUUUUAUAGUUAACAAGCUACUUUUACCAAAAGACAGUGAAAACUGUUUUUAUGAACUAUGCCAGUCAGUCCGAGUCACUGUAAAAAUAUAAAUGUUAUACACAAGCAUUCUUUGUAUGGUCAAGAUUUACUCUUUGUGAGUUUAUGAGGAAAACCACAUCAUAGAGCUAGACUUUAUUAGUGACCUCAUAACCAAAACAUUCCAUGGAAAGACUGUCCUAGACCACGAGUCACAAGAUGUCAAACUAGUUGAAUUAGUUCAACUAGAAGUCCUAGGUUUUACUGCACAACUUCUAGGACACUGACAGCAGUGGCAACAUGAUUGUUUGUUUGAAUGUUGGCCCCCUUGCUUUUACACUAUUUAGGACAGAAAUCCAGGGCACUCCAAGACGCCUGUCCCCAGAUGCUCAUCUGUGCUUGAUUUAUUUUGCAUCAUAUGCUGUGUCCUGGGUUAUUUCUGGACCCGAGAUGCACCGUUCCUUUCCUAGCCUGUAUGAGUCAAGGGAGGCACAUUUUGGACAAACUAUAGGACCAAGGUCAUUAUCUACAUGUUCAGUCCUUCAUUUUAGGCUUUGGGUCUUGAUUCCUGAAAAUAAAUUAAUAUCAUGUAUUGUAAUCAUUUACAACUAGUUUCUAGAUCAUGGGGUUAACCUUCGUGUGAAAAUGCACUUUACUGGGCAUGAAAGGAGCCCUUACGUCCUGUAUCAAUGACUUUUCACAGCUUCUGUGCUAGAACGAGUCAGGUCAGGAGAUGAUGGGGGUUGGUUGAGGAAUCAUACACGUGGCUUUGAGACUCCUGGGGGAGUAGGAUACUCGUGUGUGUGUGUUGGUCAGAAAACCUAAAGGAAUCAAUUCUCACUUUAUCUGUGUCACAGCUUAGGUUGAGUGAGCCUGCAGGAGGCAUCAUGUGAGGAGGCGGAGCCUGCAGACCUCCCCCCACCUUCCAUUACAGAACCUGAAGAACACUGUGCAUCGGAAGAGUUUACUGUCAAUAAAGAGAAACAUCUCACCAUUAUA